Molecule: messenger RNA, 3264 nt
Organism: Perca flavescens (yellow perch)
Lineage: Eukaryota; Metazoa; Chordata; Actinopteri; Perciformes; Percidae
Gene: kcnip3b
Product: Kv channel interacting protein 3b, calsenilin
Exons: 8
Coding region: 1522-2220 (232 amino acids)
Biological process (GO): negative regulation of transcription by RNA polymerase II; regulation of potassium ion transmembrane transport
Cellular component (GO): voltage-gated potassium channel complex; nucleus
Molecular function (GO): potassium channel regulator activity; DNA-binding transcription repressor activity, RNA polymerase II-specific; RNA polymerase II cis-regulatory region sequence-specific DNA binding
Source: RefSeq, a predicted model, not a curated record
GGAUAGAGGGAGGAGGAGGAGGCGGCAAGCUCCGUGGCGCAAAGGCGAAUCAGAUGGACAGACUGAGAAAAAGGAGGAGUGUGGUGGAAUAAGGAGAGACCACAAGAAGGACAGGAUGGGUGGAGGAUUUAGGGUGGACAGGGCCUUUUAGUUUUAAACCUCAGCUGGUGUGAGCGCUGACUAAGUGAGUCGAGGGAGGAAAAGUGGCAACCAGAAGCAGCAACAGAUAAAUUCAGAUCGCUGCAGAGAGAUGGGAGUGAUGGAAAAGUAUGUGUGGAGGAGGUAGACACCAGGGGAGGAGGUUUCAUUCCCCACAGCUCCUCUCAGUUCCCUCUCUGGACACUGCUACUGCUGCUUGAAGUGCCUUCUCUCAAGGGCCAUACUCUUCCAUAUCUGGACCUGGAUUUGGACAAACAGUGAAGUGGACCGAAUCAGACGGGAUAGCAACGCAAACCUAAAUUUAACUAUUUACGGUUAAAUUAAGUCAGUACUGAAAGGUGUUUGGUGGACCAAAGGAUUACUGACAGAAAAAGUGGAUAUUUGGCUACAUAAGUAAUGCCUUAUCAAUUUUUUUUUUAUUAUUUGGGCAGUGCAGCCUUGUUCUACUCAGUUUUUACUUUGCAUAAAAUUCUAUUGUAUCUUGACUGACAGGUCGGUUUUGAAAACAAUAUCUCAUCCUAUAUUGUGAGCGGAAGCUGCAAAGGUUAGAAUGAUAAGAUGAUCAGAUUGUCUUCGGCUUGCAGAUAAAGAGUAUUUACAGUAUGUCCUUGUAUUUUUGUUGAUCGUGUGGUCGGUGCAUAAAUGGGGUAAUUACAGUUACUAAUGUUUUGCUGUUUUAGGGCAUGCAAGAUGAGAACACUUUGGUAUUUUCUGUACUGUAUUUCAAUAAGUCGUUUGUGUUUACCUGGACUUUCUCCCACCUAAUGGGAGCAAAAUCAUGUAAAUGGACAUUGAAUUCUUUGUUUUUCCCAAAAGACAUUUUCAUCUAAAACCAAGAUGUGAUUCAUGAGUGUAAACUAUGACGUGAGGACUGAUAAUAGCAGUUUGGAUGAAGAGGGUGCGCAGUAACUGGUGUCUUUGCCAUUCUGAGCUCCUGAGAGUGUGUGCUGGAGGAAAGUCUGGAAAGUGACUCUAAACGUCUCCUUUAAUGCGUCGUAAUAAAUGGCUAGUGACACAACCCCCAUUUUCCCUCAUGAGUCUAGAGAGAGAGGUUUUCCAUAUAUGUCGGCUUCCACAUAUUUUCCACUUCAGCAUCAGUGUUGACAUUAUAGAGCAGCCUUCGUCCAGCCCGCUGGCCUGGUUCUCAUGCUGCCUCCUGUGCUUGGAAACAAACCCAUGCAGUCGCCCAACAACAAGACUUGAUUCCUGUCACUUCUUGGCUCGCCUCUGUUGAAAACACUUGUUGUUGACUUGCCCAGCCCAGCGUUACUCGUAUCGGCCCAGGUUUCCUUUCAUCUCUCCCCAGGGCCAGGCCUUCUCGUGCAGGCUUGGCCCUGAGUGGACUCCCCCUGGCCUGACGUCAUGGGGAUCCAGGGCAUGGAGCUGUUUGCCAUCGGCGUGGUCAUCAUCCUUUUCAUGGCAGUUCUCAAGCAGUUUGGCAUCUUGGAGCCCAUGUCCUCAUUUGAAGAUGAGAGCAGCGACAGUGACUUGGAGCUGUCAACGGUGCGUCACCAGCCGGAGGGUCUGGAUCAGCUGCAGGCUCAGACCAAGUUCACCAGGAAGGAACUUCAGUCCCUCUAUCGAGGCUUCAAGAACGAGUGUCCCAGUGGGCUGGUUGAUGAGGAGACAUUCAAGACCAUCUAUUCUCAGUUCUUUCCCCAAGGAGAUGCAACCACCUAUGCUCAUUUCCUGUUCAACGCAUUUGACAUCGACAGGAACGGUUCAAUCCGCUUUGAGGACUUUGUCAUCGGCCUGUCGGUGUUGCUCAGAGGUUCGGUCACCGAGAAGCUCAACUGGGCCUUCAACCUCUAUGACAUUAAUAAGGACGGCUACAUCACCAAAGAGGAGAUGCUGGCGAUUAUGAAGUCAAUCUACGACAUGAUGGGGAGGUACACCUACCCCUGUGUGAGAGAUGAAGCGCCCUCUGAACACGUGGACAAGUUCUUCCAGAAAAUGGAUAAAAACCGAGACGGUGUAGUGACCAUUGAAGAGUUCAUUGAGACCUGUCAGAAGGACGAGAACAUCAUGAACUCCAUGCAGCUGUUUGAGAAUGUGAUAUAAGAAAGCCCACCUGCACAGCUCACACAAACAUAAUAACCCCAACCCUAACCCAGGAACUAGACGUUUUUUAUUUCUCGCCACACUCCUGUAGCUGUAUCUUGCAAACUGCUUCUGGAUUAAAAAGGACUGCUACAGACAGAAGAAGAGAAGAAAAUUCUCCGUCUGUCCGGUGUGUUUUUUGUGUCCUAAUUGAAGAAACAGAAAAAGCUCCUUGUGUUUCUAUCGUCGGACAAAAAUAAUCAACAACAACCAACAAGGAAUGGAGAAGCUUACAAUAUUCCUCUGACCUGAGCACACAAGGAUACAAGCUUUAACACUACACCUCACCUCUCACACACACUGUUUCUCUUUCCCACAGACACACACACACACACACACACACACACACAAACACACACAUUUAUACACACACACACACACACACACACAGCUGCUGUUUCCUCAAGAGUUGUUAGAGCACUGGAUGAGGUGAACUAAGAGAAUAAAUAUUGCAAAAGAAAAAGAGAAAUGAACUAAAGCAUGUUUGUCAUCAAAUAUGUGAUGUGGAAUAAGCUUGCACUACACUUUUAUGACUGUAUUGUAUGCGCCUGAAGUAAAGGCACUGUAGAUACCUGCACCUGAUACACCACUGGUGUGUAUGUAUAUAUGUAUAGUUAAUAGUUAUAUAUCCCACCUUGUAUUGGCCUCAUCUGUGCUGCACUGGGUGAAGGAAUAUGACCAGAACUGAAUUUUUGUUUUAGAAAUCUCUGUUUAGCAUUAUGUUUAGUAGCAGUUCUUCACAGAUUAUUAAAAAAAAAUCUCCUUUUUUUGUAUUUUGGAAGAUUAUGCUUUGCUGGUCAGAUUGGAAAAUGGAGUCUGUACAGUACUGUGAAGAAGCAAAAGGACUGUCAAAAGUGUGUUCUUAUGCUGAAUUAUGCUUUAUCUUGGUUCUUCAGUAUCUUCGAGCAUGCUGACUUUAAGUCCCACAGUAUUAUGUACAGUACAGUAAGACCUUUGUGAUGUUGGUUAAUUAAAGAUGCUGUCGACAGCUGCGAUUUCUCCUUU